AUGUGGUUGAGUGCCAAUUUAGUCAUUGCUACUUUCUCCUUGGGUGCCUUGGGUAUAACUGUCUUUGGUUUAGCCUUUGGUCAAGCUGUUUUGGUCAUUAUAUUUUUCUCCAUUUUGGGUGCCUUUUCCGUCGGGUUCUUUUCUAUUUUUGGUUCUGCUUUAGGUUUAAGACAGAUGCUUUUAUCAAAGUUUUUAAUUGGUGAUUAUGCAACAAGGUUGUUUGCGGCAAUUAAUGUCGUUGCUUGUGUUGGUUGGGGUGCAGUUAAUAUCAUGUCUUCCGCUCAAUUAUUGCACAUUGUCAAUAAUGGUGCCUUGCCACCUUGGGCUGGUUGUCUUAUCUUGGUUGUCUGUACUGUUUUGGUUACUUUCUUUGGUUAUCACGUUAUCCACAUUUACGAAAAAUGGUCUUGGAUUCCAAACUUGAUUAUCUUUAUCAUCAUCAUUGUCAGAUUCGCCAUGACUGGUAAAUUCAACAGUGCAGACUUUGUUGGUGGUAGAACUACCGCUGGUAGUGUUUUAAGUUUUGGUGGUACUGUUUUCGGUUUUGCUACUGGUUGGUCAACCUAUGCUGCCGAUUAUGUUGUUUACCAUCCAAGAAAUACUAACCCAUACAAAGUCUUUUUCAGUGUCUUUUUGGGUUUGUUGCUUCCUUUGUGGUUUACUUUGAUUUUGGGUGCCGCUUGUGCCACUGGUAUUGCCAAUGAUCCAGAAUGGACAGCAAUGUAUGACGAAUACUCUGUUGGUGGUUUAGUUUACUCCAUUUUGGUUACUAAAUCAUUGCACGGCUUUGGUCAAUUCUGUUGUGUUGUCUUGGCUUUAUCUACUGUUGCCAACAAUGUUCCAAACAUGUAUUCUAUGGCUCUUUCUGCCCAAACUGUUUGGAGUCAAUUUGGUAAGAUUCCAAGAGUUUUCUGGACUCUUUGUGGUAAUGCUGCUACUUUAGCCAUUUGUAUUCCUGCUUAUUAUAAAUUCGAAUCCGUCAUGGAAAAUUUCAUGAACUUGAUUUCUUACUACUUGGCCAUUUAUGAAAGUAUGAUGUAUUCAUCUCAUUUCAUUUGGUACAAAGGUAAAAUGAGUGCUUAUGAUUAUGAAAGAUGGAACGAUAAACAAGCUUAUCCAUUAGGUCUUGCCGGUGUCUUUGGUUUUGCCUGUGGUGUUGCUGGUGUUGUUUUAGGUAUGGAUCAAACUUGGUACGCCGGUGUUAUUGGUAGACAAAUCGGUGAAUUUGGUGGUGAUAUUGGUUUCGAAUUAGGUUUCGGUUUUGCCUUUAUCGGAUUCAAUGUAGCCAGAUACUUUGAAAAGAAGUAUAUUAGAUAA
Candida tropicalis MYA-3404 is the source of this 1317-nucleotide messenger RNA. RefSeq names its product purine-cytosine permease (gene FCY21). The record is from RefSeq and is a predicted model, not a curated record. NCBI's taxonomy places the organism in Eukaryota, Fungi, Ascomycota, Pichiomycetes, Serinales, Debaryomycetaceae. Gene Ontology annotation, cellular component: plasma membrane; fungal-type vacuole membrane. The transcript has a single exon. The coding region runs from base 1 to 1317 and encodes 438 amino acids. Gene Ontology annotation, biological process: transmembrane transport; cytosine transport. Gene Ontology annotation, molecular function: nucleobase transmembrane transporter activity.